UAAAAAAUGCACAGUAAGGAAACGCGGCAUUUGGUUUGACUGUGAUCUUGGAGGUGACGACUUAUUGACCGCAGGAAUGGACGAACCUGAUCAAGUUAAUCAGUUGUAGUUCGGAAAGGUGGGACAGUUGGACGACAGUGGCCCAGAUUGCCUACUCCUAGUUACGACUAUUUAAAAGGACACAGGUGUUGCCGUUUCCUGAUCAGGAAGCUCAUCGCCACAUACGGUAAACACGCGCAGACAUCAGCUGUUUGAUUAAAAAUGGACGAGUCCGCCGAACAAACGCCGCUGUUUACUUUCGGUGUGAUCGCUGACAUCCAGUACGCGGACAUCGACGACGGAUACAAUUACAACCAGACGAGGAUGCGGUACUACCGCAGCAGCCUUAAGCUGGUAAGAAACGCGCUGGACAGUUGGUCGGAGUCCGCCGUGAAGCCGGACUUCAUCCUGCAGCUGGGCGACAUCAUCGACGGCUUCAACAAACGCGACGGCACCUCGGAGGAAGCGCUGGACACGGUGCUCAGGGAGUUGAGCUCCGGCCCCGCGGAGCUGCACCAUGUGUGGGGGAACCACGAGUUGUAUAACUUCAGCCGGAGCGCGCUGCUGCGUUCACGGCUCAACAGCAGCGCGGUGCGCGACGACAGCAGCUUCGGCGCGGCACGGCUCGGUUCCGACGUCUACGCCUACCACUUUAGCCCGGUCCCGGGCUUCAGGUUUGUGGUACUGGACGCUUAUGACGUCAGCCUGCUGGGCAGAGAGGAGUCCAGUGAACAGUACCGCAGCGCUAUGGACAUAAUAAAGCAAUACAACGCCAACGAGGAUCUCAACUGCCCCCCAGUAUAUGUGGGUCUACAGCAGAGGUUCACCAUGUUCAACGGUGGCUUCAGUAAAGACCAGCUGGGCUGGUUAGAUUCUGUGCUGUCCACAGCUGAUGAGAAGCAGGAGAGAGUCACAAUUCUCAGCCACCUCCCAGUCCACCCCUGCUCCACAACCCCCAUCUGCCUUGCCUGGAACUACGACGAGGUCCUCGCCGUCAUACGCUCCCACAGCAGUGUAGUGUGCUUUAUAGCCGGACAUGACCACGAUGGAGGAUACUGCUGCGAUAAAGAGACGGCAGUGCACCACCUGACGUUGGAGGGCGUGAUUGAGACGCCACCCAACAGCAACGCCUUCGGCAUUGUGUCCGUGUACAAGGACAGGAUGGUGCUGAAGGGGAGCGGGCGGAUCAUGGAUAACGUGCUUCUCUUUCCUUGAAAUGAUAUCGAUCAUGGAUUAAACAGUAGAUGACACUUUGAGUAAUGGGCUGCUGGAAAUAUCUCUGCUGUGAAGCCAGAUAUUUUCAAAGGCAGGAUCCAGGCAGGAUCUUUUAGAGGAAGGUUGGCUUGUUCUCUGAAGAAGUCAGCAAAUUUGAUAUGAUGCACUUUACAAUUAAUUAUACAGGCAUCCAUAUUUAUCCCAUAACCAAGCUGUUAUCUUUUUUUCAGAUGAAAUAUUUCGCAUUUUUAAGACAGGGAAUUCAUUUAAACAUUGUAAUAAUUCAUAUAUCUGAGUACUGUAAUUGUCCUUUCUAAGAUCUCCACAAACUUUUUAGCCAGUUUUUGAAGAUGCAGACAUGCUCACAUCCCUCUACAGGUACACACUACAAUACCUCAUUUUUUAAUUGCACUUAUGUUUUAUUUAUCCUGGAGGUUGGAUUUUAAAUCUUGAAUCUUUUAUGGGGACAUUUGCAUAUUAAUGCACAAAGAUGCUAUGAAUACAGUGUUUUUUUUUUUUUUUUUGGCUUUUCACUCGCUUUCUAUUUGCAUGUUGCACCUCAACAGUUUAUUUUUUUUCAGGAUUGUAUUAUGCAGAGAAGUGAGAAAUUACUUGAAAUAUAUCAGCACACUAUACUGCUAAUAAUACCUACUUUUUGACACGUUUUAUUUUGGUGAAUCUGCUGCAUUCAAGUUGCAUAGGGAAAUGUAAAUAUUGUUUCUGAACGAACUGUACACUUUGUUAAGCCACUGAUUAAACCUUUGCUAAUACUAA
Betta splendens (Siamese fighting fish) is the source of this 2028-nucleotide messenger RNA. It is a transcript of the gene adprm, whose product is annotated as ADP-ribose/CDP-alcohol diphosphatase, manganese-dependent. Lineage: Eukaryota; Metazoa; Chordata; Actinopteri; Anabantiformes; Osphronemidae. Gene Ontology annotation, molecular function: 2',3'-cyclic-nucleotide 2'-phosphodiesterase activity; manganese ion binding; ADP-ribose diphosphatase activity. The coding region runs from base 262 to 1254 and encodes 330 amino acids. The record is from RefSeq and is a predicted model, not a curated record. The transcript is spliced from 3 exons.